Saccharomyces paradoxus is the source of this 915-nucleotide messenger RNA. RefSeq names its product translation initiation factor eIF2 subunit alpha (gene SUI2). The transcript has a single exon. Bases 1 to 915 code for a protein of 304 amino acids. Gene Ontology annotation, molecular function: ribosome binding; translation initiation factor activity; RNA binding. NCBI's taxonomy places the organism in Eukaryota, Fungi, Ascomycota, Saccharomycetes, Saccharomycetales, Saccharomycetaceae. The record is from RefSeq and is a predicted model, not a curated record. Gene Ontology annotation, cellular component: eukaryotic 48S preinitiation complex; eukaryotic translation initiation factor 2 complex; multi-eIF complex.
AUGUCUACUUCCCAUUGCAGAUUUUAUGAAAACAAAUACCCAGAAAUUGACGACAUUGUCAUGGUUAACGUCCAGCAGAUCGCUGAAAUGGGUGCUUAUGUUAAAUUGUUGGAAUAUGAUAACAUCGAAGGUAUGAUCCUACUGAGUGAAUUGUCCCGUAGACGUAUUAGAUCAAUCCAAAAAUUGAUCCGUGUUGGUAAAAAUGAUGUCGCCGUCGUCCUUCGUGUUGACAAAGAAAAGGGUUAUAUUGAUUUGUCCAAACGUCGUGUUUCUUCCGAGGACAUCAUUAAAUGCGAAGAAAAAUACCAAAAAUCCAAGACUGUUCAUUCCAUUUUAAGAUACUGCGCUGAAAAAUUCCAAAUUCCUUUGGAAGAACUAUAUAAGACCAUUGCUUGGCCAUUAAGUCGAAAAUUUGGUCACGCUUACGAAGCUUUCAAACUAUCCAUUAUUGACGAAACUGUCUGGGAAGGUAUUGAACCGCCAUCAAAAGAUGUUUUAGAUGAAUUAAAGAACUAUAUCUCCAAGAGAUUAACACCACAAGCUGUCAAGAUUAGAGCCGAUGUCGAAGUGUCUUGUUUCAGUUACGAAGGUAUUGAUGCCAUCAAAGACGCCUUGAAAUCAGCUGAAGAUAUGUCCACAGAACAAAUGCAAGUUAAAGUUAAAUUAGUCGCCGCCCCAUUGUAUGUUCUAACCACUCAAGCCUUAGAUAAGCAAAAGGGUAUUGAACAAUUGGAAAGCGCCAUUGAAAAAAUUACUGAAGUUAUUACCAAAUAUGGCGGUGUUUGUAACAUUACUAUGCCACCAAAGGCUGUCACUGCUACUGAAGACGCAGAAUUACAAGCUUUAUUGGAAAGCAAAGAAUUAGAUAAUAGAUCUGACUCUGAAGACGAUGAGGAUGAGUCAGACGACGAGUAA